CUGACAAGUGACAGCUCCUUUGACGUAAACAUUACCACAUUGGUUGGUGGUCCAUAUUUGUCUGUUCUUAGUUAUUUUCUUAUUUAAGUGCGUUUUUUUUUUGUGACUCGAAGUCCCUUUAUCGAUGAAUUAGAGUUUAUCGGGAAUUACGGUCGCUUUAGCAGCUGAUUAAUCCGUCAAAAAAGAAUAACUUGGCCUUAUGCCAGCGUGGGCUCUUGUCUCACGGUGGUCCAGAAGCAUAUUAAGGUAGCAAAAGAUAUAAGGAAGCCUAGCGUGAACCAAUGGUUUCAACCUUCAUCGGAAACCGUUGGCGUGAAUAUAAAAUCUUCCGAGUGAUUUCAAUGCAAGCGUACGUGUUUCUGUCAUAAAUCGAACUUCGCUUGACCGUAUGUUGUGGUGUGAGGAUGCUCUCUGGGCUACUGCUCCACCUCACCACAUUCCUUACAUCCUUAGGGCUAGGAGAAUGGUUUGGUGCAGGUGCCGGAGCGGACGUGGCCAGAGGUCGCUCUUCGCCGUCCAACCCAGACGCCCAGGUGGUCCACCUCUCCAACGAAAUAGACUCCUGGAUCUCGCUACCCGAGCCAUCUCUCAGCAACAUGCCCUUUCACCUUCAUCAGGUCCUGAGUGCACUCAAUGGCAGCGAAUACGAGAGUGACACGGGAACAGACGGCACAGAUCGCAUCUUCCGUCCGUCCGACACCUACUGCGGUUCCUGUAAGAUUCUUUCCAAGAUGGUGACCGGGUACUCGCGUCUGGGUGGCCCCAUAGAUAUCAUGGCCACCUUCCUCAUUAAAAUUUGCUACAUCGUUUAUUAUCAGUCGAUGCCAGUGUGUCGAGGAAUCAUCAAUCAAGAUAAAGACAGACUUGAGUGGAUUUUGAAGAACUCCAACACAGAAGCGGAUGAGGUUUGUGCCCUCGUGCUCGGAGAUCAGGGUUGUGGUGUAUUUCAAAGAGCACCUUGGAGCGUGAACAUCCCUCCCCCCGACCCUAAGACUUACUAUGGCGCGCCAGGGUCACCAGCGGCUAAUAACGGUCGCAACUUGGAUACACUUCAAAAGAGACAAAUUGGAGCUGGAAUAGCAUCAGGACUUCUCGUCCAGCAGGCAUCCCAACAGCAGCAGCAGCAGCAGCAGCGUGUGCUUCUUCAGCAGGCCAGUCAACAGCAGCCUCAGAGCAAAAGCCACAACCAACAGCCAAUUCUUACAGAAGCAUCUGCCAACAUCAACGAAAAAGUUGGCUUAGUCAGCGAGGGCAAACACGUCCUCAAAGUCCUGCAUCUGACUGAUCCCCACUUUGAUCCAGAAUACCAGGUUGGGUCUAAUGCAGUCUGCGAGGCGCCCAUGUGUUGUAACGCUGAUAGUGGUGUCCCAAAACGUCCUGCCGAUGCAGCGGGUAAAUGGGGAGAUUACCGUAACUGCGACUCUCCACGCUGGCUGCUUCAACAUAUGCUUCACCACAUUGUUACCAAUCAUCCUGAUAUAGAUUAUGUGCUAUGUACAGGAGAUCUUGUUCCGCAUCACAUUUGGAAAAUCACCGAGCAGGACAAUAUUGCCGUCAUGAAAGAAAUGACAGACAUGUUUCUGGAGUACUUCCCAAAUAUUCCAAUCUACAGUUCGAUUGGGAAUCACGAAAGUUUCCCGAGAGACAGUUUCCCCCCACCUGAGGUUCCAGAAGUGUGGCAAAAAUUUGGAGUUCAGUGGUUGUAUGAUUCUGUGACUGAGCAGUGGGGAAAAUUGAUGAGAGAACCAGCACCCAACUCAGCAAGGUUUGGUGGAUACUAUUCAGUGGUGGUGAAACCUGGUCUUCGCAUAAUUUCACUGAAUACCAAUUACUGCUACAGACUGAACUGGUGGCUGCUCUAUAAGUCUAUAGAUCCUGGGCUGGUACUGCGAUGGUUAGUUACAGAGCUUCAGAAGGCAGAAGGCCGAGGGGAACUUGUGCAUAUUAUUGGUCACAUCCCUCCAUAUUACUCAGAUUGUUAUGCCCAGUGGGCUCACCAGUUCUCCAGAAUAGUGUCCAGGUACAGCCACAUAAUCCGCGGACAGUUUUAUGGACACUCGCACAUGGACGAGUUUCGUGUUCAUUACGACGUCCAUGCCCCCAAAAAGCCUAUUGGUGUGCAGUACAUAACCCCAAACAAUGGGCCCUUUCAAGGUUUGAAUCCAUCUUACAGGAUAUUUUAUGUAGAUGGUGAUCAUCCUGAGACAACAAGAAAUGUCCUAGACUACGAGACUUGGGUCAUGAACUUGACCCAUGCAAAUAAAUUCGAUGCUCCGCACUGGUACCAGCUUUACACAGCUAGACGUGAUCUCCAGCUACCUUCGCUCGACCCCAAAAAUUGGGAUGAAUUAGUACAAAGAAUGGCAAAGAAUCCAAGUCUCUUUGCAAAAUAUUACAGAUAUCAAGUGCAAGACAGUGACGUUGCAUUAGAGCGUGGUUGUGACGCAAGAUGUCGUAAGAAGACGCUUUGCAGCAUAGUAGAAGGAGAUACGAUGAUGCCACCAAAAUGUAGCCGAAGAGGAUGAACAUUCUAAUUUAGAUGUGUUUGUGACGGAAUGGAAGGAAGUGCAUGAAGCAGGUGGAAAUACUGUGCCAUAAGACAACCUAUUUACACACAAGAUACCAGGGCUUAUUUUGUGCAUUGCAUACUUGUGUGCAUUGUAUAUUGCAAUGGUCUUCAGAAACCAAGAAUAUCUCCCUCCAGAACAUUUUUUUUUUUCUUUAAAGAAAUGUUUUACUGAACCUCCAUACACUUGAGCACUGUGUUCUCAUCGUUGGUCAGUCGCCAAGAUAGUGACAGUUACUAAGAGCUUAUAGGAGUUACUUCUAGUCUGUUAAAAGAUUCCUUUGCGAACCCUCAAGUCUUUCAGGUUCAUGAAAUUAUAUUUUUGUAUUUUUGUUAACAAAUUGCAACAUUCCUCAAAAGGCUGUUGUGGGAUUAGAAACACUUCUCCCCAGAGACGAGUCAUCUCCCGUUUCCAUUUCAUGGCUGUGUUUGUCAAACAUUGUGGCCACACUUGAAGUAUGUAAAGCUCUUUGGAUACUAUUUUUGUGCAGCAUCACAAACACUAGGCUUGUUUGUUUUGGUCGUCUGACCACUUGUAAAUAGAUCACAUGGUAUUUGCAUUAUUCAUUAAACUGUUCACUUAUGUAAAUCAGGUUAGUGUCCAGAAUAGUGUAAAAUCAUCCACUACUCAUUUUAUAUUUCCAUUUUUUAUAAUGAGCAUUAUGUAUUACUGGCAAUUUGAUUUCCAGGUACAGUAGGUGCAUAUUUUACUGAAACAUGAAAGUGAAAGAUAUCCUAGUGGACUUGCAUAUAACGGGCUCAACCUUAUGAUCGAGAAGUCAGUGAAAUUCCUUUCCAGGAACACUAUUAACCCAUGCCAGGAUAAAUAUAAUGAAACUUACCUUGAUUACAGUAGCAUCCCCUAAAACUCGUUAGUAUGCACUUGGUACUAGAUUUGAGAGGCAAAUAAUUACUUAAAUUGCCAUAUCAGUGAUCAUUUAGUUUGUUAUGAAGAUAUUUCAUAUGUUAUUAUAUUCACAAUAUUAAGGUUCACUUGUCAUUCAUUGUUAUUUCCGUAUAUUUACACUAAUAGAUCACUACUGGGCAAGUUUUCCCCCUAAACUUGUCAAUACUUCAUAUUGAAAUUUAAUUUAAUCUUCAAAAGAAGUUGUCAUUCCUUAAGUUAAAAUGAUUACUCAUUACAAGUACAUGUAGAAAACAAAUCUCCUUUGACAAAAAGAACCACAGGUGCUCGUCAAUGCAUAGUACAUGCCAGUAAAUUACUUCAGUGCUUCUUAUAGAAGAUAUGAAAGUUCCAGCUUGGCAUCCAUGCAGGAAUAAUGCUCUUAUUACUUAGGUAAGGUUGUGAAACUUAGCAGUACGUACAUAUCACGUCUUAGUUAUAGAAGCAAUCUCCUUUGGUUAAUUAUUUUACAUGUGAAACCUCAUUUAUUUACUACGCUUUUACUCAGAUUUAGUUAAAACCUGAUUUAGGUUAUACUUCCUAACUUUUGUCAAUUAUGAUCUCGAUCACGUGAGAACUAUGAAUUUCAUUGUUGCCUCAUUUCCUAUCACGUUUAUGGAUGCCUUCAAGAUUGGCACAACAUCAUUGCAGACUGCAAUUAACUUAGAAAUUAUCUAGGGUAACUAGUAUGUUUAUAGGAGUUUUUUUGAAAUGUUUUUUAAAGUUAUUUGGGUUAGUCUUUUUGGUCUGCAAACGGUAUACAUACAGUAUAUUGGCAUGCAAGUUUGUUAAAUGCUGCCAGAUAUGUGUGAUUUCACCCUCCUUUAGAAUUGUCAGAGGACAUUCUGAAUUACAUAACCUGAGGAAAUUAGAAUUUUGUACAGAAGAUGGUGUGAAGAAAGCAAUAGGUUUAUUUUAUUAGUCCAAAGAUAGGAAGAACAAUAUACUGUUUAAUAUUUUGUUACCCAAUAGCUAGAGGGUUAAUGUUUGUGUCAUGUAGAGGGCUGUUUUGUGUUUGUUUUUCAUCAUUUAAUGUUUCAUGUAAGUUGUGUUUGAGAGUUUUUACUACUUUUUAUGUAGGUAUGCAAAUGUACAAAUGUACAGUUUGUAAAAAGUAUUUAUUGAAUUUAUACUGUAAAGUUGAAAUUUGUAAAUAAAUAUUACAAUGAGUA
Molecule: messenger RNA, 4642 nt
Organism: Macrobrachium nipponense
Lineage: Eukaryota; Metazoa; Arthropoda; Malacostraca; Decapoda; Palaemonidae
Product: sphingomyelin phosphodiesterase-like
Exons: 16
Coding region: 405-2525 (706 amino acids)
Biological process (GO): sphingomyelin catabolic process; ceramide biosynthetic process
Cellular component (GO): lysosome
Molecular function (GO): acid sphingomyelin phosphodiesterase activity
Source: RefSeq, a predicted model, not a curated record